GCGGCUCCACGUGUCGGCCCGUCACGUGACCGAGACCCGGGCAGCAGCCCCGGGCCGCGGCGUCCCCCCCCAUGUGCGAGUGCUGCGGAGGCUUCGGCGACAUGGACAUGAGCAAGGUCGAGUUUCCGUUGCCCGUCGUGCAGCUGUCCCAGUGGCUGACUGAGAGCGUGAACUGGACAGACGCCAACCUCUACACCGCGCUCGCCUGCAUCGUCUUCAACCCAACCUUCUGGAACGCCGUGGCGCGCCGCGAGCACCGCACGCGAUUCCUGACGCGGGCGUGCGGCGGCUCCGCGCACGGCGCCUGCCACGUGCUCGCCGUCGCCAUCCUGCUGCUGGGCUUCUACAGAGACUACCGGUUUUCGGAAGCGAUCCGGAGCCAGCCGAGGGUGCCGCUGCUGGACAGGGGAGCGCCGGUGUACGCGGCGGGGCUGGCGCUCGUCUCGCUCGGCUCCCUGCUGGUCCUCGCCAGCUUCUGGGCCCUGGGCAUCACGGGGACGUUUCUGGGCGACUACUGCGGUAUCCUCAUGGACGGCAAGGUGACCGGCUUCCCGUUCAGCGUCACCGACAACCCCAUGUACUGGGGCUCGACGCUCAAUUUCCUGGGCUGGUCCUUAAUGCAGGCCAGCCCCGCCGGGAGCAUCUUGACGUGUGGAGUCGCGAUCUCCUACAGGGUGGCCAUCGCCUUUGAAGGCCCCUUCACUCGAGCCAUUUACGAGCAGAGAAACGUGGGAUUGAAGCGACGCUAAAGUGGCUCACGGGGCCACGCAGCUACGGGGCUACGCGGCCACGCGGCCACGCGGCUACGGGGCUACACGGUGUUGUGGCCACGCGGUGUUGUGGCCACGCGGUGUUGUGGCCACGCGGUGUUGUGGCCACGCGGUGUUGUGGCCACGCGGUGUUGUGGCCACGCGGUGUUGUGGCCACGCGGUGUUGUGGCCACGCGGCUACGCGGUGUUGUGGCCACGCGGUGUUGUGGCCACGCGGUGUUGUGGCCACGCAGUGUUGUGGCCACGCAGUGUUGUGGCCACGCGGUGUUGUGGCCACGCGGUGUUGUGGCCACGCAGUGUUGUGGCCACGCGGCCACGCGGUGUUGUGGCCACGCGGUGUUGUGGCCACGCGGUGUUGUGGCCACGCGGUGUUGUGGCCACGCGGUGUUGUGGCCACGCGGUGUUGUGGCCACGCGGUGUUGUGGCCACGCGGCUACGCGGUGUUGUGGCCACGCGACGCUCUGCAGCUGCCAUCCCUGGUGACGACAGCAAUGCCGAUCUCGCACCCAGCAGCACCUUUGAUUCCGUGUGUCGUUUUGUUAAAGAUUUAUAUUUCGAAUCGCUGUGCGGGCAAUUAAAAUUAAUCAACUUUACCAAUGCACAUCGCGCGUUGAUAUCCGCGUAGCUUGUGUUUGCCUCAAUAUUAACUCGUCCCUUUCUUUUCGUUGUGGUUUUUCUUGUAAAUCUGAUUUAUAAAAUGCGCAAUAAAAGCACGAUGCCAAAUUGGAUCGUGCGUUGUCAAAGUUUUUGCGCGGGCGCACACCUCGUUUCAAAACUGCUCGACGCGAGCCGUCGAUGUGUUGAGACUUGCACCGCCCUUGCGCCGGUCUUUGGUCUCGCACCGGCGGUGACACGAGGCCAGGGACGAGGCUGUCUUGGUUGUAGGCCAAUCAGCUUCGAGGACGAUGCGUGCGCGAUUAUCAAAGCACGUCUGUUUGCAUGAUUCACCACAAGCGUGAGGUGUUGUUAGCGCAGACUUACCCCGCUCCUCCAAUUAGCACGGUUGGCUACGUACGGGCGCAAAAACAAGUUAAGCAUACACACAGGCCUGACCACGCCUCGCGGUACGUAUUUUUUAGCGUUGGAACAUCUCGAUACCUCCCGUGAUUUUUUGUCGGACGUUUACGCGAUCUAACCCCAAAAACCUCAUACGGAGGAGACAUCGUCUGCUGAUGUAUCAGCGUGGGCUUCGAUAAGCACACAUUCAUUACUACCUCAAUGUUUCUUUUCUUAUAAUUGAAUGAAUAAUCUAAUGUUUUUUUAUAUUGGUCAUUAUGUAUGAAAAGAUAGCUGCAUUAAUUCUCAAUGUUUUUUUGCAAAAACAUUUUCAGAAGAAUAAACGACGUCAUUAUGAAUAGUA
Molecule: messenger RNA, 2130 nt
Organism: Lethenteron reissneri (Far Eastern brook lamprey)
Lineage: Eukaryota; Metazoa; Chordata; Hyperoartia; Petromyzontiformes; Petromyzontidae
Gene: PEMT
Product: phosphatidylethanolamine N-methyltransferase
Biological process (GO): phosphatidylcholine biosynthetic process
Molecular function (GO): phosphatidylethanolamine N-methyltransferase activity
Source: RefSeq, a predicted model, not a curated record